UGACUGCAUGCCCAAAAGGCGUCUGGAAUUCCAUCCCGUGUCUGCUUACGACGAGGAGACUUUUUUUUUUCCCCCCUUCCUCCGGGCCAUCACGCUUACACCCGACCGACCUCUCUCCGGUAGGGGGGGUGUUUCUAUGUUUUGAGAAUACAACCCUGCUCGUUCCUUCUCACCAGUGUCCCCGGGGGCGCCAUUGAGUGCUUUGCUGUCAGCAACAUGGGAGGAUUCUACAUGCAGUAUCUCGAGAGCCUCUGCCGGCGUCGCGGGUGGCGAGACCCUUCGUACGAGUGUUACAGAGACCCCAGUGGCUACACAUGUCUUGUCCUGGUAAACGGGCGCGAGUACCAGACGGACCUGGCCUACGAAUCGGACCACCUAGCCCAGGAGAACGCAGCCAUGAGGGCCUUCAUGGUAUGCCGGAACUUCUCCGUCAAUGGAGGAAUGCUCGCGCGCAACGGCAUCGUUCAGGGCCUCCCGGCCAAUGAGUCGACCCGGCGCAAGAAAUCCCGCCACGCCUCGUCUGGCCACGGCCACGGCCAGAAGGAGAGCCGCCACAGGUCCGGCCAUCACUCGAGCAGCAGCUCGACCGCAUCCUUCGAGUGAGGGACGGCGGAGAGAGAGAGAGUGACGAGAACGUAAUUCGAUUGCCACCCCGAUGGAUCGCUCCAGGACAUUGAAAAAAAAAAACCCAGGAAAAAAGGAAACAAUAACAACUACGACGACGACGAAGAUGACGACGACACGGACACCGGCUAAUUCCAGCCAAUGAAUACAAACGAGAACGCAAAGGUGUCGAAAGAUCGAGAUAUAUAUUACUUAUAUACAUACACGUGGUGAAGCUUCGCAGCUUAUCCCCCUGGCAUAUUCCGCGGAAUACCCCGUUCAGCAUGUCCCGAUGAGAGAAGGAGAGAGACAAAAGUUUGCAUACAUCGACGAUUUUACGACUUUGACGAAAGAACUUAACGAACUUAUGAAAUAACCUAAUAUCCGCAACCUUCUGUCAUCAUCCCGGGAAGAGGCCGCCUUCAUCCCGACGCGUUUUUCAUUUCCGUGCCCCAUUUCCUUCUUUUCCUUUCCGUACCGCUCACGUUUCCGUCUUUUUCCCUUUUUUUUUUUCCCCUGAACGAAAUGAUUUUGGUGAACCCCAUUUCUCGGCCCGCGGGGAUUACAG
Durotheca rogersii is the source of this 1171-nucleotide messenger RNA. RefSeq lists its product as uncharacterized. The coding region runs from base 217 to 603 and encodes 128 amino acids. The record is from RefSeq and is a predicted model, not a curated record. NCBI's taxonomy places the organism in Eukaryota, Fungi, Ascomycota, Sordariomycetes, Xylariales, Xylariaceae. The transcript has 2 exons.